CAAGCGCUUUAAGAAGCAAUCAUGACGACAAUAUGGGCGCCAAAACUUGGCUUAAACCCCGAUCUCUUUGGCCUUCACGUUCAUCCUCCUCUCUAUCCACGAGGCAGCCUGAUGCAGUUGGUUCCGCUGAUGCCCAAAAUGAUCAAAGGCACCUAAAGGAACCAGUUGCUAACGUGGCGUCCGAUGCCAACGCGACGACUAUCCCUCAAGUAAAGGCAAUCGAAACCAUCGAACGAUCCGAGGCUAUUCAAUCCUCAGCGACAUCAUCAACAUUUGAUAAUACCCCGAUUCGAGAACUUUGGAAUAUUGCGUACGAGAAACUGCGAGAAGAAGAAAGCGCCCUUGUUGUAGAGUAUGAGGCUAGACUGCAAGGGAGCGUUGUCGCCGGUCUGGGUGAGGCUCUUAAGCUGAAAUCGAACACCAGAGAGCGGAUGUGGGCGAUCCUUCAAAGCAAGAUGAACGAAGUGAAUAAAAAUACGACCAAGUUCAAUAUAGGCAGCACCGAGAUCAAGAUGAGAGACGUUGCCCAACUCGUCUUAAAUGUUGUGGGCGCUGCCAACAGUUACAUCAGUCAGGCUGUAAGCGCCAACCCGUCAGCCUCGAUAGCUUGGGCUGGCGUCAGCUUUUUGCUACCGUGUUACGAGUCACGCAAAGAUGCUCAGCACGAGUUUCAGCAAUCACACCGCCAAUAUAAAGCCGCUUUAGAGCGACUCUACAGACAGAUAUUGAAAUUUCAGACUAAAAGCUGCUGCUAUUACUCGAAUAGCUCAGCUUUUCGCUAUGGUCUUGAUGCCGUUAAGUGGAACGACUGGGAUCAGCUAGUGAACGACGUGCGCCAGCGAGAUGCAGAGUUUGCUGCUUUCGAACAGAUUUGGCGAGAUUUACAGCAUCUUGAGGAGCGCCUAGCAGCUGAAAGCCUGCAUCGGGAAACUAUGAACUCUAUAGCCGCAAUAAAAACAGAGUUGUGUAUAUCGCGCGAGGCCACCGAAAGUGCAAUGACCAGACAAGAAGGCCAUGAACUACUUAGCUGGCUUUGCGAUAUUGAUCCCUCAUUAAUAUACAAUACUGCUCGAGAAAGUCACGAGGCUGGCACUAAUGAAUGGCUAAUAACAAGUGAGGAGUUUCAGAGUUGGGAGAGGAGUGAUGGGUCGCUGCUGUGGCUCCAUGGCAAAGCCGGCUCGGGAAAAUCAGUCAUAACUUCCUCGGUCAUUAGCUAUUUGAAAGACAAAUACUCAUCGCGGCCUUCAACAGCUCUCGCUUACUUCUAUUUUACUUUCAGUGACCUAAAGAAACAAGAAGUGGACGGAAUGCUUGCAUCCCUUAUUAAACAUAUCUGUUCUUGUCUGCCUGCCAUACCACAAUCGGUCAAACAACUUGGAGAUUAUAAAACUAAAGGCGAACGUCCGGAUACUAAAACACUCGAAGCAGCACUUAUAGCCUCAACAUUGAAGCUCUCGGCCGUGUUUUUUGUCAUCGACGGCUUAGAUGAGUGUCCGCUUUUUGGCAGGCAAAGGGAGAGGCUUUUAAAAAGUUUACAAAACAUCCUUUUAAAUACACCGAAGAAUUUUCAUGUUUUUUUAGCAAGCCGCAAAGAAUAUGAUAUUAAUCUCAAAAUACGUCCUCUUUUAUCUCUACCGGAUAGAUUCGAGAUCGACCUAUUGGUCCAACGGAACACUCUGAAUAAUGAUAUCUAUCAAUACAUUAUCUCAACAUUAGCAGCAGAGGAGUUUCAAUUUUGGCCAGUUGACGUUAAGGAAGAGGUAACAAAGUCUCUUAUUGAAAAGGCGGAUAGUAUGUUUCAAUAUGUCCGCUUUCAGCUUGAAACACUUCAAGAGCUUUCAUCUGUACCCGAGAUCCGCAAGGCCCUUCUAGACCUUCCUAUCGGACUUGAUGCAACUUACAACCGAAUUCUCGAAAAUAUUGACACCAAGUUCCAAAGCCAGGUUAUAAAUUCACUAAAGUGGUUGGCAUUCUCAAAAAGAGUCUUAACAGUUGAAGAAUUGACUGAAAUAUUUAUUAUUGACCCGGAUAAAGAUACUGCAUUUGACGAAAACGCGCGCCUCUUUUCUUCUUCGGCUAUAACUAGGUACCUUUCUGGCUUAAUUGUCAUUGAAAAAGGUCGGAGCUUAAGCGAAAGUCCCGUCCGCCUAGUCCACUUUUCCGUCAAAGAAUAUUUAACUUCUGACAGGAUAGACUCGGCUUUCUCAUUUACAGAAGCGGACGCUCAUAUAGAUAUCACGCAUUCAUGUCUAGCGUAUCUUACGCAUUUGAACACCACAUAUGAGAGAAACGUUGAAACCCCUUAUGGUUUGGAAGUGCUCUAUCCUUUAACAAAUUACGCGGCUAAAUACUGGGCGAUGCAUCUCGAGAAACCUAAGCCUAUUGCUCACUUUACUCGACCAAGGGAAAAGUGCAGGAGCAUACGAACCUGA
Molecule: messenger RNA, 2432 nt
Organism: Trichoderma harzianum CBS 226.95
Lineage: Eukaryota; Fungi; Ascomycota; Sordariomycetes; Hypocreales; Hypocreaceae
Exons: 5
Coding region: 33-2432 (799 amino acids)
Source: RefSeq, a predicted model, not a curated record